AUGGCCAAAAUGAGUUCAAGCGUUUCCAAAAGUUCCGCGCCGGCAUGCCUUGCACAGUUUGACUCAGUCCACGCUCUAGAUGCUCCAGCCAAAUGGGCACGCUUGCCCUGGCUGAAGGGUCCCCCUGUGAAAGCUGGGGCAACUCUUGCCCGCUCCGAAAAAACUGCGGAAGUUGACCCAAAGACCUGUGCCGGCUCCGGCUGGCUUUGGCACGGCACAGACCCCCGCGCUCUGUAUGAGCAUCAUCCGCUUACCUGCGCCGUACGCACAACGCUGCCGUCGAGGCGCUUCCCAGCCGUGAGUGACUUUCUCGCCUUUCUCUCAUUUCAGGAUAAAUGCUUGAGGAAAAUCUCCAGCGGGCUUUACACGUUUCAGACAUACCUCGAGUACGUACAGGAAACUUUUACAAGCGAGAAGCAAAGCAUCAAAUCGCUGUGCUACAGUACGGAGCACCUGGCGCGCACCAUAAGACAGAUGGUGAUAAACCCCAACGAGGUGAUCAUCCCAGACUCGGCUACCCAGGAAUCCCUCCGCGCAAAGCUGAAGUCCGAUAAGACCUGGAUAGAGAAAAUCACCAUCCACCUCAUCCUCCGAGACUUUACUUCAUUUAUGGAGAAAACAGUGAGGGCCGUUCGCUAUUUGAAAAAUACCAGGAGUUUCAGUGUCUGAAUGUUUUAAUUCAGGCACAAUCCUCUGUUACAAAUCUGU
Egretta garzetta (little egret) is the source of this 708-nucleotide messenger RNA. RefSeq names its product interleukin 6 (gene IL6). Gene Ontology annotation, biological process: immune response; T-helper 17 cell lineage commitment; positive regulation of cell population proliferation. The record is from RefSeq and is a predicted model, not a curated record. Gene Ontology annotation, molecular function: interleukin-6 receptor binding; cytokine activity; growth factor activity. NCBI's taxonomy places the organism in Eukaryota, Metazoa, Chordata, Aves, Pelecaniformes, Ardeidae. The coding region runs from base 1 to 669 and encodes 222 amino acids. The transcript has 3 exons. Gene Ontology annotation, cellular component: extracellular region.